AUGGAGAACAGGACAGAAGUGACGGAGUUCAUCCUGCUGGGACUGACCAGUGACCCAGGUCUGCAGCUUCCCCUCUUUCUGACGUUCCUGCUCAUCUACACCAUCACUCUGGUUGGGAACCUGGGGAUGAUCCUGCUGAUUGUCUUAGACUCUCGUCUCCACACUCCCAUGUACUUCUUCCUUGGCAACCUGUCUCUGGUGGACGUUUGCUACUCUUCAGCUGUCACUCCCACAGUCAUGGCUGGGCUCCUUGUAGGCAAUGAGAUAAUUUCCUACAAUUCUUGUGCUGCUCAGAUGUUCUUUUUUGGAGCCCUUGGUACUGUGGAAAAUUACCUGUUGGCCUCAAUGGCCUAUGAUCGCUAUGCAGCAGUGUGCAAGCCCCUGCACUACACCACCACGAUGACAACCAGGGUGUGUGCAUAUCUGGUCAUAGGCUCCUAUUUCUGUGGUUUCUUGAGUUCCUCCUUCUACAUUGGGGACACCUUCAGUCUCUCCUUCUGCAAGUCCAAUGUUGUCCAUCAUUUCUUCUGUGAUAUUCCAGCAGUCAUGGCUCUUUCUUGCUCUGAUAGACAUGUUAAUGAGCUGAUUCUUCUUCCUUUGUAUGCCUUCAAUGUGUUUUUUGCUCUUCUUAUUAUCUUAAUGUCCUAUAUACUUAUUUUUAGCACAAUCUUAAAGAUGCGCUCAGGUUCAGGACACAGGAAGGCUCUGUCCACCUGUGCCUCCCACUUCACGGCUGUCUUCAUUUUCUAUGGGACUCUAAUCUUCAUGUACUUACAGCCCAGGUCCAGUCUCUCCAUGGACACUGAUAAAAUUGUUUCUGUGUUCUAUACUAUGGUCAUCCCCAUGCUGAACCCUAUGGUCUACAGCCUAAGGAACAAGGAGGUCAAGUGUGCAUUCACCAAGUUCAUUUGGGAGGCAGAAUAA
This is a messenger RNA of Sciurus carolinensis (gray squirrel), 924 nucleotides long. RefSeq names its product olfactory receptor 5B3-like. Gene Ontology annotation, cellular component: membrane. Lineage: Eukaryota; Metazoa; Chordata; Mammalia; Rodentia; Sciuridae. The transcript has a single exon. The coding region runs from base 1 to 924 and encodes 307 amino acids. Gene Ontology annotation, biological process: G protein-coupled receptor signaling pathway; sensory perception of smell. The record is from RefSeq and is a predicted model, not a curated record. Gene Ontology annotation, molecular function: olfactory receptor activity; odorant binding; G protein-coupled receptor activity.